CAACCCUACCAUUUUGCAACCUUCCCUUUUUGUUUCUCUUUCUCUCUCUCUCUCUCUCUGUGUGUGUGUGUGUUUAGCCUGGUCUUGGCGUCUGCACCUGCUUGGGCCAGGUCCUCUCCUUCUCUGGGCUCAUCGCUUUCGAUUUCAUCAUCACUGUGUUUUCAAAGGAAGAAGAUACUAGUAGAGAGAGAGAGAGAGAGAAACUAAGCAUGGCUCAACAAACCAACGGUGCCGAUCUGAAUCAGCAGCCUAACCAGCACCAUCAGCAACAGUGGGCGCAGCCGCAUCAGUAUCAGCAACAAUGGAUGUCCAUGCAGUAUCCCGCCACCGCCAUGGCCAUGAUGCAACAGCAGAUGAUGAUGUACCCUCAGCAUUACAUGCCUUAUGUCCAUCACCAUUACCAGCCGCCUCACCAGCAGCAGCAGCAGCAGCAGCAGAACCCUACGCCGCCGCCGCCGACGCACCACCACCACAACAACCACCACCACCAGCAGAAGCACCAGCAGCAGCAAGUCUCCCCCGAUGAGAUCAGGACGAUCUGGCUCGGUGACCUUCACCAUUGGAUGGAUGAGAGCUACCUCCAUAACUGCUUCGCUUACACAGGAGAGGUUGUAUCAGCCAAGGUCAUACGGAAUAAGCAAACCGGUCAGUCGGAGGGAUAUGGAUUUCUGGAGUUCUAUUCGCGAGCAACAGCUGAGAAAGUCUUGCAGAACUACAAUGGUACAAUGAUGCCGAAUACAGAUCAGGCAUUUCGUCUAAAUUGGGCAACAUUCAGUGCAGGUGAAAGGCGUACUAGUACUGAGGCUAGUUCUGAUCUCUCUAUAUUUGUGGGGGACUUGGCGAUAGAUGUUACUGAUGCUAUGCUGCAAGAGACUUUUGCUAGCAGAUAUUCAUCCAUCAAGGGAGCAAAAGUUGUCAUCGAUUCUAAUACUGGCCGUUCAAAAGGCUAUGGUUUUGUUAGGUUUGGUGAUGAAAAUGAAAGGACAAGGGCAAUGUCUGAAAUGAAUGGGGUUUACUGUUCUAGUAGGCCUAUGCGAAUAGGUGUUGCAACGCCCAAGAAAACUUACGGCUAUCAACCACAAUAUUCUUCACAAGCUGUGGUGUUGGCUGGUGGACACUCAUCUAAUGGUGCAGUGGCCCAAGGUUCCCAGUCUGAAGGGGAUUUUAACAACACAACUAUAUUUGUUGGAGGACUUGAUUCUGACAUCAGUGAUGAGGAUCUCAGACAACCAUUUUUGCAAUUUGGUGAGGUUGUCUCUGUGAAAAUUCCCGUGGGUAAAGGGUGUGGUUUUGUUCAAUUUGCUGACAGAAAGAAUGCUGAGGAAGCAAUUCAGGCAUUGAAUGGGACAAUAAUUGGGAAGCAGACAGUGCGUCUUUCCUGGGGUCGCAGUCCAGGAAAUAAGCAUUGGAGGACUGAUUCCAAUGGAAGCCAUUAUGCUGGUCAGGGUUAUGGAGGCCAUGGAUUUGCUGUGAGACAGAAUCAGGAUAUAGCUAUGCAUCCUGCUGCUACAAUUCAAGGAGCUUCCUAACGGGGCGUAGCAGAACUGAGUAUUGAAGUAGGAUGGAUUUUAUUGCUCUCUUAAGUAAACUGUAGUAUUAUUUUGAAAUUUCUAGCUGGCUUAUAUGGUAUGCGAGGUUAUUAAGAUUGUAUUAAUAUGUUGUCUGAAAUUUUGGAUUGAACCUGACCAUAUAUUAUGGCUCGGGUAUUCUUGGUUUUUUAACCCUUAAAAACAUAUUGGUAGUAGACAGCCAAGCUUAUUUUGAAUACUUAUCAUA
Messenger RNA from Gastrolobium bilobum, 1776 nucleotides. RefSeq names its product polyadenylate-binding protein RBP47-like. Gene Ontology annotation, molecular function: mRNA binding. Lineage: Eukaryota; Viridiplantae; Streptophyta; Magnoliopsida; Fabales; Fabaceae. Bases 210 to 1529 code for a protein of 439 amino acids. The transcript is spliced from 6 exons. Gene Ontology annotation, cellular component: cytosol. The record is from RefSeq and is a predicted model, not a curated record.